Pongo pygmaeus (Bornean orangutan) is the source of this 1503-nucleotide messenger RNA. It is a transcript of the gene CDKN1C, whose product is annotated as cyclin dependent kinase inhibitor 1C. Gene Ontology annotation, cellular component: nucleus. The record is from RefSeq and is a predicted model, not a curated record. Gene Ontology annotation, biological process: negative regulation of cyclin-dependent protein serine/threonine kinase activity; negative regulation of mitotic cell cycle. Gene Ontology annotation, molecular function: cyclin-dependent protein serine/threonine kinase inhibitor activity. Lineage: Eukaryota; Metazoa; Chordata; Mammalia; Primates; Hominidae. The transcript is spliced from 3 exons. Bases 394 to 954 code for a protein of 186 amino acids.
GUUGAAACUGAAAAUACUACAUUAUGCUAAUCGCGGCCGGGCCCGCGCGCACGGGGGUGGGGCCCGCGCGUAUAAAGGGGGCGCAGGCGGGCUGGGCGUUCCACAGGCCAAGUGCGCUGUGCUCGAGGGGUGCCGGCCAGGCCUGAGCGAGCGAGCUAGCCAGCAGGCAUCAAGGGGGCGCGGCUGCCGGCCGGACCAGACAGGCGAACCCGACGCAGGAGAGUCCACCACCGGACAGCCAGGUAGCCGCCGCGUCCCUCGCACACGCAGAGUCGGGCGGCGCGGGGUCUCCCUUGCGCCCGGCCUCCGCCCUCUCCUCCUCUCCUUUCCCCUUCCCGCUUCUUCUCGCUGUCCUCUCCUCUCUCGCUGCCCGCGUUCGCGCAGCCCCGGGCCAUGUCCGACGCGUCCCUCCGCAGCACAUCCACGAUGGAGCGUCUUGUCGCCCGUGGGACCUUCCCAGUACUUGUGCGCACCAGCGCCUGCCGCAGCCUCUUCGGGCCGGUGGACCACGAGGAGCUGAGCCGCGAGCUGCAGGCCCGCCUGGCCGAGCUGAACGCCGAGGACCAGAACCGCUGGGAUUACGACUUCCAGCAGGACAUGCCGCUGCGGGGCCCUGGACGCCUGCAGUGGACCGAAGUGGACAGCGACUCGGUGCCCGCGUUCUACCGCGAGACGGUGCAGAUUUCUUCGCCAAGCGCAAGAGAUCAGCGCCUGAGAAGUCGUCGGGCGAUGUCCCCGCGCCGUGUCCCUCUCCAAGCGCCGCCCCCGGCGUGGGCUCGGUGGAGCAGACCCCGCGCAAGAGGCUGCGGUGAGCCAAAGCCCAAAGAGCCCCGAGGGAACCUGCCGGGGCAGCGGACGUUGGAAGGGCGCUGGGCCUCGGCUGGGACCGUUCAUGUAGCAGCAACCGGCGGCGGCUGCCGCAGAGCAGCGUUCGGUUUUGUUUUUAAAUUUUGAAAACUGUGCAAUGUAUUAAUAACGUCUUUUUAUAUCUAAAUGUAUUCUGCACGAGAAGGUACACUGGUCCCAAGGUGUAAAGCUUUAAGAGUCAUUUAUAUAAAAUGUUUAAUCUCUGCUGAAACUCAGUGCAAAAAAAAGAAAAAAGAAAAAAAAAAGGAAAAAAUAAAAAAACCAUGUAUAUUUGUACAAAAAGUUUUUAAAGUUAUACUAACUUAUAUUUUCUAUUUAUGUCCAGGCGUGGACCGCUCUGCCACGCACUAGCUCGGUUAUUGGUUAUGCCAAAGGCACUAUCCAUCUCCCACAUCUGGUUAUUGACAAGUGUAACUUUAUUUUCAUCGCGGACUCUGGGGAAGGGGGUCACUCACAAGCUGUAGCUGCCAUACAUGCCCAUCUAGCUUGCAGUCUCUUCGCGCUUUCGCUGUCUCUCUUAUUAUUACUGUGUUUAUCUUAAACUUGAAGACAAAUCUGUUAAAAUGGUUCCUGAGCCGUCUGUACCACUGCCCCGGCCCCUCGUCCGCCGGGUUCUAAAUAAAGAGGCCGAAAAAU